AUGUCUGACUUCGGCGACGACGAUGUCGGUGGCGGCGACGAGCCCAUGUACGAGGACGAGGGCGCCGACUACUGGGACCCCGAGGUUCCCGUCGAGGACGAGGAAGUCGGUCGAGCUGAGGGCGACGAAGAAGAUGCCGAUAACGUCGUGGUGUCGGGAGAUCCGUCCGCGGCGGCGAACGCGGGCAAGGGCAACGAGAAGUCGCACCGCGACAAGAAGAUCCCCGACGACCAGCGCACCACCACCCCCUACAUGACAAAGUACGAGCGCGCUCGCAUCCUCGGUACCCGCGCCUUGCAAAUCAGCAUGAAUGCGCCAGUGCUGGUCGACCUGGAAGGUGAGACGGAUCCUCUUCAAAUCGCCAUCAAGGAGAUGCGCGAGAAGAAGAUUCCUCUUAUCGUGCGCCGAUACAUGCCCGACGGAUACUACGAGGAUUGGACCUGCGAGGAGCUUCUCCAUCCAUUCGCUUUCAAGAUGCUUGCACCGUCCGCCAUCAUCGCAGCGGCUCUCCCGCUGCUUCUCCUGCAAUCCGGUGCAGCAUCAGCUCGUGUGAUGCCUCGGGCCGCCAACUACACUCAGGAAGCCAUCGAUUCUGGUGAAGCUCUCGGAGAUCUUCACACACAGGCUUACAACAAUGCCCUGGCGCGGUUGUCUGCCAAUGGCAGUUCUCAGUGCACACAGGACAACGUCAGAAUUCGUCGUGAAUGGAGAAACAUGCCUGGCGAAGACCGGAUCGCCUACACCGACGCCGUCACUUGCCUUCAGUCCAAGGCACCCCUCUACACCGACAUCGCAGGGUCUAAGUCCAUGUUCGAUGACUUUGUGGCCCUUCAUCAGAACCUGACUGGCUAUGUUCACAUGUCGGCAACUUUCCUCCUGUGGCAUCGAUACUACAUCCACACAUACGAAGAGAAGCUGAGGACCGAAUGCGGCUACACCGGAACUCUCCCUUACUGGGAAUGGUCCCUCGACGGCGACGACCCCGCCUCAAGCCCCAUCUUCGACGGCUCCGCGACCUCGAUGGGCAGCGACGGCAGCGCCGUUGAGCACGACGGCCUCGUCCUCAACAGCACAGUCCAAGUCAUCACCCUGCCCGCCGGCACCGGCGGCGGCUGCGUGACCUCGGGCCCUUUCACCAACAUGACGACCCACCUCGGGCCACAGGCGAUGCCGAACCUCGGCUCCGUCGUCUCCGACAACCAGGACGACCCAACCGCCGACAACCCGCGCUGCCUGAAGCGCGACCUGAACGGCUACGUCCUGCGCACCUGGGCCAGCUUCCGCAACGUCACGGACCUCAUCACCGACUACGACAACAUCGAGUGGUUCCAGGGCAUCGCUCAGGGGCAGACGGAGUACUCUGGUCUUGGAGAGCUGGGCGUCCACGGCGCGGGGCACUACGCCUUUGGUUUGGACCCCGGUUCUGAUGUCUACAUCAGCCCUGGCGACCCGGUCUUCUACCUGCACCACACCCAACUUGACAGAGUUUACUGGAUCUGGCAGAACCUCGAUUGGGACAACCGUCAAACCAUCUUCGGCACCGGCACGAUGGAGAACAGCCCGCCCAGUGCCAACGUGACGCUCGACGACCUGCUGGAUUUGGGACCCCUGAACGACCAAAUCGCCAUCAAGACUGUGAUGGACACCAUCGACGGGCCUCUCUGCUACCUCUACGCGACGGACUAA
Messenger RNA from Colletotrichum karsti, 1686 nucleotides. RefSeq lists its product as uncharacterized. The transcript has 10 exons. The coding region runs from base 1 to 1686 and encodes 561 amino acids. The record is from RefSeq and is a predicted model, not a curated record. Gene Ontology annotation, cellular component: RNA polymerase II, core complex; nucleus. Lineage: Eukaryota; Fungi; Ascomycota; Sordariomycetes; Glomerellales; Glomerellaceae. Gene Ontology annotation, biological process: DNA-templated transcription. Gene Ontology annotation, molecular function: oxidoreductase activity; DNA-directed RNA polymerase activity; DNA binding.